Linum tenue is the source of this 5084-nucleotide messenger RNA. Lineage: Eukaryota; Viridiplantae; Streptophyta; Magnoliopsida; Malpighiales; Linaceae. The record is from the annotation of a GenBank genome assembly.
CGUGCUUCUUGAUUGAAGAUUCAGAUUGUGAUGGGUCCUACUGAAAAAUCGUGUCAGUUCCCUUCUUCCUUUUGAAUGCACUGGACACGACGAGGAUGCUUGAGUUGAGAGAAAUAGAAGGUACUGCUGGAUUGGGAUGUUGGUACAUGAGGCUUGUUCUCUCAUAGUGGUUCUAGCAGGAAUGAGUGUUCACUGGUUGGUGAUUUUCCAAUUUCAAACACAGCAAGAAUGUAAGUUUGCAUUAACUUGGCUCCUGUCAUGAACAUGCAAUUGUAUAUCUUUUCGUUUAUUAUGGAAGGUCCCAGUCCUUAAUUUUAGAAAUCAGUUCUUGGCAGGUAAACUGUCUGCUCCUGUCCCGAUUAAUUGAGAAUAUCGUUUACUUCGUAUGGCGGUUGAAACUCAUUUCAUUGAUUAAGAGGCUAAACUGGUGCUGGCAAGGGUUGGCUUGCCCUUCGCAUGUUUCAGACAUAAUGAAAGUUACAAAUAUAUCCUAGGCAGAUUCUUGCUCAGUCUCCUGCUUACGGUGUUGUGCUUGUAUGUUCCGAAGAGAGUGCAAACGGAAGCAGUCACGGAGAAGACUUUGGUGCAGCUGAGUGUACAAUGUCAAUAGCGAAGAGCGAUGCGCUGUUCUGUUGAUAUGAUAAUAAUGGGAAACCAUACUCCUCCUGUUCCCCCAAGUCUUCGCGCCACCAACCCCAACUCCUCGUCGUCGGUUUCUACCUCCUCCCUUCCAUUUCCAAAAUUCGCAGAAUCAGCCGAUAGCCGGAAACGUCUCUUUCUCUCCUCUGAAUUCUCGUCUUUCCCUGUAGCGGUCGCCUUCAGCGAAAACGCCUGUUCUCCUAUACAAAGAUGCGGUCGGCUGAUAGGAACCAUGGCUCCUCAACUAGUAUUGAUAAUGAUUGGUUUGAAAAAAACAAGAGACAAAAAUCAAAUACUGUUGAUUAUGCCUCUUCACCACACUGGGAUGUUGCUGCUUCUGCUUCUGCUCCACCCUCUGCAAAUUCUAGUCUCCAGUCCCCGCCAUGGGGAGAGUACGAGGUGUUUUUGAAUUACAGAGGUCAAGACACUCGUUAUCAGAUCACUGAUAUCCUGUAUCGGUUUCUCGUAAACUUGAAAAUUCGCACGUUCAAGGAUGACGAUGAGCUCCGUAACGGGGAAGGGAUAUGGCCCAGUCUUGCAAAGGCUAUCGAGCAAUCCAAGAUAUAUGUUACCAUCUUCUCUGAGAAUUAUGCUUAUAGCAAAUGGUGCCUCAGAGAGCUUGCUGCCAUUGUCAAACGUCUGGAGCAUGACAAGUGUUGCACCAUUCUUCCCAUUUUUUACAUGGUGGAUCCAAAAGACGUCCGAAAUCAAAGUGGGCCAUAUCAGAAUGCAUUUGAAAAGCACGAGAAGAAUUUUGACCAAGAGACAAUAGAGGUUUGGAAAGAUGCUCUGAAUAGGGUUGGAUCUCUGAAGGGAUGGCAUGCCGAAAGCAGUAACGAGCAGGGGGCUAUAGCAGAUCUUGUUACUGGCAUUGUGUUGUCACAUCUAAGUAAGAAAAAUAAUGUGUUAGAGAUUGAUAAGUUGAUUGGAAUUGAUGCCGACAUAAAAGCAGUAAAAGAAAUAAUGACGCUAGGCUCCGGAGGUGUGUCAAUUGUCGGAAUUCAUGGUAUUGGUGGUAUUGGUAAGACCACUAUUGCCAAGGCGGUCUUUAACAAAGUAUCUGCUCAAUUUGAUCGUUGUAGCUUUGUGGAAAACGUACGAGAAAUGCUACAUAGUAAAGAUGGUGUUAUCACUUUGCAAAAGCAUUUAGUCUCAGACAUCUUGAGGAGGAAUUUUGUUGAGUCCAUUGCCAAUAUUAGUGAAGGUAUCAGAAUAAUAAGAGAUAGGAUUUCUUGUUUCAAAUGUCUUAUUGUUCUUGAUGAUGUGGACGAGAACUUUGAAUUUGAAGAGGUGUUAGGAAAAAUUGAGAAUUUUGUUUCGGGGAAUAGAUUUAUCAUGACUUCGAGAAACGUAAAAGUAUUAAGAAUAUGGACUGAAGAUUGCAAGUUGUAUAGAGUAGUAGAAAUGAGUCCUCAACACUCACUCCAACUCUUCUGCAAACAUGCUUUCAAAAUGGAUUAUCCUCCAUCAAGUUAUGAGAUUUUGUCAAAGGAUAUUGUCUCUGUUGCAGCAGGACUUCCAUUGACUCUUAAAGUUGUAGGGUCACUUUUAUUUAAAGAGGAGGAAGUGAUUUGGAAAGACAAAUUGAGAAGGCUAAAAGAAAUUCCAGAGGAGAAGGUUGUAGCAAGAUUAAAGAUAAGCUAUGAUGCAUUAAGUGAAGAUGCGAAGCGAAUCUUUUUAGAUAUUGCUUGCUUUUUCAUUGGAGAGGACAAAGAGAUGGCUUCUUAUAUGUGGAGUGAUUGUGGCUUGUUUCCAACGACGAAUAUCAAUAUUCUUAAUCAAAGGUCUAUGAUUGACAUUGUGUUCAAUGAUUAUCACAAUACACAUUCGUUCCGAAUGCAUGAUCAGCUCAGAGAUAUGGGUAGGGAAAUUGUAUGCAGAGAAAACAUAACGCGUCCAUGGAAGAGAAGUAGGAUAUGGUCAAGGGAGAACGCUUUGGAGAUGUUACGUAACGGAAAGGGAACAAAGCAGGUCGAGGGCAUUAGGCUACACUAUGGUUAUGACUUUGAGGGGAAGCUUGGGAGGAAAGAAUGUUUCAUGAAGUUGUCAGAGUUGAGAUACUUGGACAUGCAAGGUGUUAAAAUGCCCAUAGAUGACUUCAGUAAUUACGUUCCAAAUUUAAGAUGGCUUCGGCUGUCGAUUGGAGUUUUGUCUAUACCUAAGUUUAGUAUGGAAAAUUUGGUGAUUCUUGAACUCUUCACCUGGCUGGGAGAUGAGUCUGGAGCUUUGAAGCAUAUCAAGAUGGCGAGCAAGCUCAAAGUUCUUAAACUUUCGUGUGGUUCCUUGGACGAAUUUCCCGAGUUUUCUCGUUCCGGGAGUCUAGAGAUUUUAGAUGUGGAGACUAGCUUCUUCCGUCCACCAUGCUGGGUCCGUACGGACCUGGAUAUUGGGAAUCUGAGGAACCUAAAAGUCCUUCGUCUGAAGAAUUGUUGGGUAAUGAGAAACAUUAGAGCUGGAGCCAUUGGGAUGAUGCCAUUUGAGAACCUAAAAGUGUUGCAUCUGGAGGGUUGUUGGGUAACAGAGAUAACAGGUGGAGCCGUUGGAAUGAUGCCAUUUGAGAACAUAAAAGUGCAGCAUCUGCUUCCAUCAUCUCUAACCACCCUCCUCAUUAUAGAUUGUCCAAAACUGGAGUGGCUCCCCAAUCUAGAGAAUCUGGAGAACUUGUCUUCCUUAUCCAUCGUUGGCUGUCCCUUGCUCAGAGAGAUCCUAGGGCUUGGAGGGUUGAAAUCCUUGGAAGCUUUUAGUAUAAGUGAUCUGAAAGCUCUGUGCGAUAUGGAAGGUCUUGGCAGUCUCUAUUCUUUGAAAUCCUUGUCACUUAAAGGUUGUGAUGCGUUGACAAGACUGCCCAGCAUGGCGUCUAUGAGCAAGUUACUCCAUUUUUACGUCUCUUCCUGCCCUUGUCUCACAAACAUCCAAGGCCUUGGAGGGCUGGAAUUACUGCAAAUGCUUCACAUUCAUCAGGCAAUGAGUUUAAGCUGUCUCAUCGGAUUUGAAACUCUUCUGUCUCUGAACAAGUUAAAAGUUUUGAAGAUAAGUGACUGCCCUCUUCUCACAUUACUAACAUUCUAUGGCAUUGAUGAUGGAUGCCGAUCACAAGCAGCGGUACUCGACACUUUACAGGAGCUAGACAUCCAUGGAACAGCGCUGGUGCUGCAGAUAUUCUGCCGGAUGAUUCAGAUGUUAAUGUUCCCGAGUCUCACCAUGUUGAAACUAAGUGGUGUGAGAAUUUGUAGUGCUGACACGGGAGUAGAGCUGGAUGGGGUGGAGUCUAUGGAAGAGUUGGUUGACUUGCAAUUGUAUGACUUGGCCUCAAUAAGAAGAUUACCUUCCCUGUCAAAGCUGAGAAACUUGAAAAAUUUAAAGGUUGCCAAUGCUCCAAAUCUGCAAGAGAUUGCGGGUCUUGUUGGUUUGAAAUCCUUGGAAAGGCUAGAUCUCACCGGAUGCACAUCUUUGGAAAGAUUUCCGGCUGAUGAGCUAUCCGAUUUACAGAAAUUGAAGACUGUGAUUGUCAGUGGUUGCACGAACUUAAUUGACCAAUCUGCUCUAAGAGAACUUGAGCCGAGUGUGAAGAUAUGGUGGUAACUGCGCCUCUGCUACUGAGUGUAUUUCAUCUUAGUGAUUCGGGGAUUGCUAAGGCCCACAUGACAUGGAACCAAGGGUGGAUUGGCUCGAGUCUAUGGAGGAGUUAGUUCAACUGGCUUUGCAUUGCCUGGGCUCAAUAAAGGAGUCUAUCUUCCCUGUCAAAGCUGCGAAACUUGGAAGAGUUGACUGCCACUGGUGCUCCAAAUCUCUGGGAAGAUUGAGGGCCUCCUGGUCUGAAAUCCAAGGAAGAGCUAGAUUUCUCUCACUAGUCACUGCACAUCUUCAGAAAGAUUCAUGGCGCAGAUGAGCCAUCUGGCUUGAAGCAAUUGAGAAGCAUAAUCAUCUGUGGUUGCACAAGGUUCAAUAUGUAGAGAUGAUCUGUUGGCUGUGAUGACGGUGUUAGUAGUGUAGGAGUGCAAUUUGUCAAUCUGUGAUGACGGUGUUAGUAGUGUGGGUCCCAUAACUAGUUCACUGAUCUCAUGCUUUCACUUUUGAGCAACCAGGAAAUCUUCCAACCAGCUGAAGACAUUCGGCCUGAUCCUUACACUAGUCGCAACUAUCAGGGCUACCUGAGAUCGGUGAUAAGCUAGUUUCCUUCCUUAGCUGUGCAUUUUAAUGUUGAACUCUUGUGUCUAUAGCAGGAUUCUAUCCCUCUACUCUCUGCCUGUGCGUGCUCCUAAUUUCUCAGCAUGAGAGUGCCACUGUGAGCAAGUAUCUGAGAAGAUGACGGGGAAAACAGAUGCAAUGGCCAACUGUCUAGCUACGUGGGCUAAGCCCAAAAGAAAACAGACAAACAAUGAAAACUACACCGUCAAGCCCAAAAGAAGUGAGAAAUCAGAUGCAAAGGAAAGGAAUGCCUCAAC